This is a messenger RNA of Salvia splendens (bonfire salvia), 476 nucleotides long. RefSeq lists its product as uncharacterized. Gene Ontology annotation, biological process: NADH dehydrogenase complex (plastoquinone) assembly. The transcript has 2 exons. The coding region runs from base 74 to 388 and encodes 104 amino acids. The record is from RefSeq and is a predicted model, not a curated record. NCBI's taxonomy places the organism in Eukaryota, Viridiplantae, Streptophyta, Magnoliopsida, Lamiales, Lamiaceae.
GAGAACCACAAAAGUAGAUAUAGUAGGGUGUAAGAACCACAAGAAAAAAAAAACAAAAUCAGAUUCGAAAUCCAUGGCAAUGAUAUUAAAUGUGUCUUCUUCCAUCAUCCCAGCAGCGUCUGCAAAAUCAACAAAGAGAAGGCAUGUAGUGAAAUGCGAAUCGAGAAAACUGGAGAUAGGGUCUCCCAUAAUAGUGAUUGAGGCUCCAAAGCUGCUCAAAACUGCUUCUUCUGUCCCUUGUUUGCGCGCCAACGCCGGCUUAGUCAAUCCCGGCGACGUCGGAAGGAUUGUUUCGAGGAAGCCUAUGGAUGUGUGGGCAGUACGACUGAGUAUUGGUACUUAUCUCAUAGAUGGAAAAUAUUUCAAGCCUUUGGAACUCGAUGAUUAACAUCUAAUUUCUCUACAUAUUUUCCUUUAUAUCAAAGUUUUCGGAGUUGUUGGCUCAAGUAUAUAACAAAUUUUCACGUUUUAGCUUA